GAGCUGGGUGUUACCUCCCCUCCCUCCACAAGCACUGUAAGUCAAGUCUGGGGUUUCCAGUUGAGCUCGAGCCUGUUAUUCGCCCGCGCUUACACGUUUCUACAACUUCGCUGCCAGUUUCCUGCAUUAUCGGACCGCCAUGGGAGUCGAAGGCUGCACCAAAUUAAUGAAAUACCUGCUGUUUUGCUUAAAUUUCAUCUUCUGGCUUGCUGGAGGUGUGAUCCUGGGCGUGGCCCUUUGGUUGAGACAUGACCAAAAGAUCAGCAACCUCAUGUCGCUUGAAGUGGAUGGAGCCCAGACCCCCACCUCCUUCUACAUCUGUGUCCACAUUCUGAUCGCGGUGGGCACUGUGAUGAUGGUGGUCGGUUUCCUUGGAUGCUACGGCGCUAUUCAGGAGUCCCAGUGUUUAUUGGGAACUUUUUUCGUCUGCCUGGUCAUCCUGUUCGCCGGUGUAAUUGCUGCUGGGAUCUUGGGUUACAUGAACAAAGACACUGUUUCAAAGGAAAUGAAGAAGUUCUAUGACUCUGUCUAUGACAUGGCCAUAUCAGACACCCUUAAUGACCACACUAAAAAGAAGGCUGUUGAACAAGUGCUCAAGGCCUUCCAUGAGACGCUUCAAUGCUGCGGUAAGGACAAGAUAACCUCAACUUUCUCAGUGAUAACAAGUAAAGUCGGCUUUCAGGACGUCUGCUCCAGCCAAUGGACCUUUGUUGACUGCCACGGGAAAAUCGACGAACUCUUUUCAGAUAAGAUUUAUCUGGUGGGAAUCGCUGCACUGGUGGUUGCUGUCAUAAUGAUCUUUGAGAUGAUCUUCAGCAUGGUGUUGUGCUGCGGCAUCCGCAACAGCCCCGUGUAUUAAAGCAGCUGAGUGGAUG
Poecilia latipinna (sailfin molly) is the source of this 875-nucleotide messenger RNA. RefSeq names its product CD81 antigen. Gene Ontology annotation, cellular component: plasma membrane. The record is from RefSeq and is a predicted model, not a curated record. NCBI's taxonomy places the organism in Eukaryota, Metazoa, Chordata, Actinopteri, Cyprinodontiformes, Poeciliidae. The coding region runs from base 140 to 859 and encodes 239 amino acids. The transcript is spliced from 8 exons.